CAGCCGAGAGAUAGGCCUAGGUUCCCCCGUGGGGUGCUGGGAACUGGUGUGGAGAGCAUGUCCCCAUGGUCCCCUUUGUUCCUCCUGCUCCUGGAGGUCUCCUGGGCCCUACACACCCCAGAGAUAUGCAAAUCCCUUGCCUACUUGGUCACCCCCAAGGGGAGCUCUGUGGAAAUCACCUGCUCCAUGGAGGGCUUGAAGGGGGUCUACCUGAAGCAGAGGUGGCCGAAAGACAGCAAUGUCAUCUACUAUGAGCAAGCUCAGAUAUACACUGUGGACACGAGCUUCCAGGGCCGCAUCACCUUCUCAGGUUCCAUGAGCAACCUGACCAUCACCAUGAGGGGCCUGCAGCCCAGGGACACGGGUAUCUUCUUCUGCCAGUACGUCAUGCAGAUGAAGGAGGUGCCAGGCCCCGAGACCUUCAUCCUGGUGACAGAUGUCCAAGAGACUUGGCUGACGAGUGUCACUUUCCCUAUAGUCCUGGCCGUGGUCUGCUUCUUCUUCGGGCUGGGGCUAGGGGCCCUGUGUGCGAUGUGGAGGACACAGAUAAAGAGUCUCUGCUGGAGGAAAGACAAGUCCUCAGUGUGUGUGGUCUACGAGGACAUGUCCUACAGUCACUGCAACACUCUGUCCACCCCCAACCAGUACCUCUGACCCCACAGGAUGGACAGAUAGCUGCACAGCUCCUGGGGCCUUCUAGCCAC
Erinaceus europaeus (western European hedgehog) is the source of this 704-nucleotide messenger RNA. It is a transcript of the gene CD7, whose product is annotated as CD7 molecule. Gene Ontology annotation, cellular component: membrane. Gene Ontology annotation, biological process: adaptive immune response. The coding region runs from base 58 to 654 and encodes 198 amino acids. NCBI's taxonomy places the organism in Eukaryota, Metazoa, Chordata, Mammalia, Eulipotyphla, Erinaceidae. Gene Ontology annotation, molecular function: signaling receptor activity. The transcript is spliced from 4 exons. The record is from RefSeq and is a predicted model, not a curated record.